AGAGAGAGAGCGAGAGAGAGGUGAUGCUGAUCGUCACACAGCGCAGAUGAGGAUGCUAUCGAUCACAUCCUUCCAAUUGCCCGGCCAUGCACGCACGUGCGCAAACCCCCACCUCCGUCCUUAAACGCCGACGAUGAGGUCCUGUUUGGAAAAGUUUCCGAUGCAGAACUCGGCACCAGCGCAGUCCGGGAUGGUGAGCCACUGUCAGCCGACGUUCGGCGACUUCCGAGCGGACACGUGGGCGCGGCGUGCCGGAGCCACCGGCUUCGGAGGAGGUUACGUUUACCAGCAGCAGCACCACCACCACCACCAGCAGCAGCAGCAGCAGCAGCAGCAGCAGGAGCACUCCAACGCCAAGCGGCCGGCCGACGGCGCCGCCGCGCCGGGCGUAAAAGCGCAUGUGGCCGCCAAAGCUCCGCGCUCAUGCUUCACUUUCCCACCGCCGCAAGGUAACAGCGGCUACUGCUUAGACAAAACUGCCGACGCCGAGCUGGGGGGCACCAUGAUGCCACGCGGGCAGAGUUUGCCGCUGCCCUUGGGAGGUCACCCGGGGGGGCUUUACCCGCAGAGCCUCCAGUGCGACAGCCCUGCGCCCGAUCUCCUUCUGCAGGACAGCCCUCACCGGGACGCCAGAUCAUGCACUUUUCAGAGGAGCCUACCUGGGGCCUCGCCGGGCCUGGGCUGCGGCGGUGCCAGCAGGCCUCCGUCGGCUCUACCGUAUUUGGUCAAAGAAGAGGACGCCGUGGGCUACACCGUUUCGAGCACGAUGCCCGGUGUCCAGGCCGGCUUUCACAACUCGAGGGCCGGGAUGGUUUCGAGGGCGUCGAGGGACGAGAUGGCGCACGUCGGCAACGACGGCGGCGAUAGCAUGUGCGUAGUGAGCGACGCCGCACCGGGGGAUGCGUCGCAACCCUUUAAUAAUGAAGACGGCUCCUCCCCGUCGGCUUUGUCCCCGGCGAGCUCCCGUCAUUCGGCGCGUCUGCUGUGCGCCGGCAGUCUGAAGAGACGUCGCCUUUCGCCGGUCUCGCAGUCCGCCGUCCAAACCGGCAGCGUCGCCGUCGCGGAUUCUCCAUCUGUGACCAGAACCGGCUCCGAGGAGAUCAACAUCACCGCCAUCAUCUGCGCUUCCACGCAGAUGUCAAUGCUGGCUUGCGUCAACGGCUUCCGCGCUAACCUCUCGCCCAGCCACGCUAGCAGUGGCAGAUUCUCUUCCCCCUCCUCCUCUUCCUCCUCAACAUCCCCACCGACUAUCCCCUGCCCUCGGGAAGUCCCCCACAAACUCCCGCAGCACCAAAGCCCUCAGCGGGCCUCGCUGCAGGAGAGCUGUCAGCUAUCAAACUCACCUGCCGCCUGCCUGCUGUCCCUGUCCUCCUCUUGCUCCUCAUCCUCUUCUUCUGUGUCUUCAGUGGAUCCGGAGCAAGGCCAAGGGUCGUGCGAGGAGCAGGGCUCCAUGCAGCUGGGCCGUGGGUCUGGAGCAGCCCCCCUGGGAAAUGCAGGAGGAGGCGGAGGGGGCUCGGAUGGGUUGGGGUUAUUCAUGCUAAUGUCGGGGACGCUACAAACGGCGGCUGAAACCGGGGUUCUACUGGACAGGAGCCAAAGACCGGGGGCUGAAACCGGGACUCUACUGGACAGGAGCCAAAGAUCGGGGGCGGGAAACGGGGCUCUGCUGGACAUGAGCCAAAGGUCGGCGGCCGCACUCAAGCAAGAACCCUUAGAUGACUUCGCCCCCAGUGACGACGAACUUUUGCAACACCGCUACCACCAUCACUUAAGUGGCCGCAAUGGGCACUUUCGUCACCUUCAUCAGCAUUCCCGCUCGGCCAUGCCACCGCCUUACCACCUGCACCAAUAUGCGGGGGGCGGGCUUCUGAAUAGUCAUACCCAUCAAUCGCCACCGGGCUCGUCCGUGGGACUCAAGUCGUCGUCGUCGUCGUCCGGGGGCCCUCCCGGGUCCCACGCGGGCCCGGAAGGCGAGGAAACCGCUGGAACGCAGGCCGAUAAGCAGUCGUGUCGCUGGAUUGACUGCAGUGCUGCCUAUGAGCAACAGGAGGAGCUUGUGAGGCACAUUGAGAAGGUCCACAUCGACCAGCGCAAGGGCGAGGACUUCACCUGCUUCUGGGCCGGCUGCAUUCGGCGCUACAAGCCCUUCAACGCUCGCUACAAGCUGCUCAUCCACAUGAGAGUUCACUCUGGGGAGAAACCCAACAAGUGUAUGUUCGAGGGCUGCAACAAAGCGUUUUCGCGUCUGGAGAACUUGAAGAUCCACCUGAGGAGCCACACGGGGGAGAAGCCGUACCUGUGCCAGCACCCGGGCUGCCAGAAAGCUUUCAGCAACUCCAGCGACCGCGCCAAGCACCAGCGCACUCACCUGGACACGAAACCAUACGCGUGUCAGAUCCCCGGUUGCACCAAGCGAUACACCGACCCCAGCUCCUUGCGCAAGCACGUCAAGAUCCACUCGGCCAAAGAGCAACAGGUGCGUAGAAAGCUGCGUCCGUGUCCUCACCUGGAGCAGGACGUGCUGAGCGACUGCGCGUCCGUGGCGCACCUGCAGACCUCGGCUCAGACGCGGCAACUGUACGGCACCGAGGAAGGCUGCGCUCCAGGGCUGAGCCGAGACGCGUUCACAGGCUUGUACGCCGUCUCCGGCGCCCACCACCACCGCGGCGCCUCGGCCGAGCUCCUCUCCCCUGCCGCUAAUCCCGCCGCCGCCGCCGCCGACCUGCCCUCCCGACAGCACUGCCUGGACCCGGACCUCAACAGCCCGCGUCACCUGUCGCCCAUGGCCGCCAUGGAGGGCACCAGAGACGGGGUGUCAGGUCCGCUCCUCUCUCCGGGGAUGAAGGGAACCGGCACCCCCCCGCCCCCCCCCUCCCCUCCUCCUCCUCCUCCUCCUCCUCCUCCCCCCGCGUUGGACAAGCAUCACGUCCAAGCUCAGCACAAGCCCUUCUCUCACUAUCACCACCAGCAGCAGACUCCAAAUAACGAAUUUCAAGGUAGCUUCCAGAGCUGCUUCCACUUCGCAGACUCCUACCGGAUGGAGCAGACGGUGAGCGGCGGAGAUUGUCACGCCUACGCUUCCCAUCAGCACAAUGGCUUCCACAUGGCCACCAGCGACUCUCUGGGCUCCGCAGGCUUCAAUUUGAGCCAGGAGCUUCAAGGCGGCACGGGGUGCCAGUUCUCCUCCAGUCCAGAGGAGGGCGCCUUCUUCCAGGCGGGCAGCUUCGAGCGCGGCCUUAGCCACAUGUCGUCAGUGUACACAGAGUCGUAGACGCGCAUGUCAGACGUGGAACUUUUCACUUACAGUACUUUCGGGUGGCUGUAGUCGGAGCUUUCCGCUGCUCAACAAACUUUUCUGUGUCAUUUGAACGAGACAGAGCUAUCGAGAAACAGGAAAUUGCUUGAACGAGGAUUUUAGCCUUCUUCUCUACUGCCGUUGUUUGAAUGUGUGACGUGUCAGUCAGACAAAUGAUGUUACGUGCUGUAACAUUGACCGUAAUCUACAUUUUAACAGGUAAAUUGAUUAAAAAAUUAGAUGUGGUGGAAAUUCAGACGGGCAGUGGUGCCUUGUGAUAAAGCUUACGAGUUUAAGUGAACUGUCAAACUAAACAGAAGACAGAGAAUUGCGCAUUUAUUACACCCACAUAGCUAUAGUACAGAUUGGACAGAAAAUUGAACAAUACAGGCAUAUAUGUUUGAUCCUCAAACAACGGCUUCUGCUAUUGCAGCUUAUCAGUUUAUGUAUAUCCGUAUGUCUGUAUUAUACUGGACGACUGGUUAGUGCGUCUGCCUCACAGUUCUGAGGACCGGGGUUCAAUCCCGGCCCCGCCUGUGUGCCGUUUGCAUGUUCUCCCCGUGCCUGCGUGGCUUUUCUCCCACAGCCCCCAAAACAUGCAUGAUCGGUUCAUUGAAAACUCUAAAUUGCCCCUAGGUGCGAAUGUGAGCGCGAAUGGUUGUUUUGUUUCUAUCUGCCCUGCGAUUGGCUGGCGACCGGUUCGAGGUGUACCCCGCCUCUCGCCCGAAGAUAGCUGGGAUGGGCUCCAGCACGCCCGCAACCCAAGUGAGGAGAAAGCACCCGGAAGUACCCUGGCGUCUUUACAAACAAUAUCAAAAGGCCUACACAUGGACACUGCCUUGAACAUUGAAUCGUACGUCGCCGGCCCGGCCAUAUUGGAUGUGGAGAAGUGGAGCGAUGGGUGAAGAUGCCUUAUUCAUUUGCUGCUGAGAGACUAAGCCAGAUCUCAUGGGGAAAAAGACUAAACAAAGACUUUGGAUUAUAAAGUGUACAGACCCACCCGCAAUAGGUGAAAAUCUGCAAUAUAGAAAGACCAUUCACAUUUUUUUUUUUUUUUUACCUCUCCCAUCCGCGCUUCAUACAUUUAAACUUAUUAAAACACAUUGUAAACAUUUGAACAUAAAAAUUGCAAGCAUAAAACGUGUAGAAAAUACUGUACAUAUCGUUGCGUUUGUGUACAUGCAUGUGCCUUGAAGAGGCGGAGCCUGGAUGGGUGGCACGUGACGUUAGGCGAGUCUGCGUGCGAGUGUCUGGGCGUGAGCUGUGGCCGACAGCAGCUCCCGUGUGAGUGUGCUUGUUGUGUUAACGUGUUUUACUGUUCUGCCCGUGUUCAAUAAAUGGCUGAAAAGUG
This is a messenger RNA of Phyllopteryx taeniolatus (common seadragon), 4646 nucleotides long. RefSeq lists its product as uncharacterized. Lineage: Eukaryota; Metazoa; Chordata; Actinopteri; Syngnathiformes; Syngnathidae. Gene Ontology annotation, cellular component: nucleus. The transcript has 11 exons. Gene Ontology annotation, biological process: regulation of transcription by RNA polymerase II. Gene Ontology annotation, molecular function: DNA-binding transcription factor activity, RNA polymerase II-specific; RNA polymerase II cis-regulatory region sequence-specific DNA binding. The record is from RefSeq and is a predicted model, not a curated record. Bases 134 to 3271 code for a protein of 1045 amino acids.